AUCGACUCUUUCUGCCGUCCUCUCUCCUUCGCUCGCGACCUUUGGCAUCAGGAAUUGAGUCGCUCAUCUUUGCCACAACACCUCGACCCGUCCGCGCGCUUUGAGACGGCUGAUUCGGCACAGUCUUGUCUGCCGGCUGACCCCCCUGGACUUUGAGCCAAGCUGCUUGCUACGAGAGACCAUUCGUCGCUCUUGUCUUUUCUUCGGGACCGUUCCUCGAACCUCGCUCGUUCGGAUCUGCUUUUCUGUGGGAGGCCCAACAUUUCACUUUGAGAGAUACCCAUUGUUAUUCCAUUACCAAUUUUUUAGUCUGUAUACUCGCUUUUUUUUUUUCUCCGCCGCCGCACCCUUCCACCCGCGCAUUCCAUUACGUGGGGCGAGUACGACGCUUCCGGUUCGCAAGCGCUUGCUUGGAUUGGCCUCCGCCAGCGGAUUGCUCUCGAGGACCUUCUUACGGAUCGUGGAAGACACUGUGUAUACCACACGUGCUGCGAUAUAGUCGGCGAUCACACAGCUUCCCAGAUUCGUGCCAACACAAGAGCAAAUCCCUCUACUUCUGGCAUAUAUAUACGUUUGCAAACGGAAAUCUGCAAGGCGACGGAUCUAUCUCGAGCCAGGUGCGAGGUCUAUGGAGAAACCCCUCGCCACUCGAGCCAAGGUAUCAUUUGCAGUGCUAUAUCUAAUCUUACUGAAGAGGACUUCGUUUGCGACACCUUCGGCAACCCCUCAGGUGUCAUUACUACAUGGCCACGGCGACAAUGACCAACGGUGCCGUAGCCGUUAACGGCAAGAACGGAGAUGUCGCAGGCAAUCUGCCCAGCUUCCCGCCACCAAAGACGGACAAGCCUCGGCCCCAUGUCUGCACGACGUGUGGAAGGUCAUUCGCACGAUUGGAGCAUCUGAAAAGACACGAACGGUCACACACGAAAGAGAAGCCAUUCGAGUGCCCGCAGUGCACAAGAUGCUUUGCACGACGAGAUCUGUUGCUUCGGCACCAGCAGAAGCUCCACCAGACGGGCAACACUUCGUCGCGACCGCGCGGAAGGCGUGAGAGUGCGAGCGGCGCCCAGACAGGUGCAAGAGGACGAAAGAACUCAAUCGCCAGCAGCGUGGGGGCCACCAACGGUGCAGCAUCUUCUAUGCGGCCAAGGGCGAACACGAUCAGUCACAUCGACAUGGGCGCGUUCAACGCCUUCCUCAACGGCAGCAGAGCAAAUGGCUACCAUAGUCACCACACCAACCUCAACGGGUUUGGUGGUGUCAAUAGCAUCGACUUCCGGGCCAUGUCGACCUUUGGCCACCAUGGCAACAUGCACGGUCUGUCGAAAUUGGACACCAGUGGCCUCAACAACAUCAACCUAGGAGGAGGCAUGCGCACCGCACCAAUCAUGGGCGACGGAUUCGAUUUCGACAAGCUCUUUGGCGGCGACUCUACCGUCAACCCUGCUCAGCUUCAUUUUUCAGGAGCCAGCGGCCCUCUCGGCGCCUUCCAGGGCAUGCAGUUUGCACCGACCAUAGAAGAUGAGGAUGCCUUGGACUGGACUGGCGGCUUGGGCGAGACGUUGAUGGACAGCGCAGAACAUGCUAUAGCCGACGGAUCCUCUCCUUCAGCAAUCAGCACUGCCAGCCACAGUGGCUUUAGCGAAGUCAUGCUGGACGGAUCGAACAUGCCAGUGCACACGUCGGGGACAAUGUGGAACAACUCCAUGCUGGCUGCUACUAAUAUGGCCAAUUCGUCGCCUUUCCCUGGGGGCGUUGAUCCUGUGAGCGCGGCCAUAUUCCCCGAACUGGUACCCCAAAAUUCCGGCAUCCUGCAAUCCACCGAGAUUCAGGACCAGCAGAUGGCGGACAGCUUCCUCUUCACCACGUCGCAGGUCACCAAUGGUCUAAACUCUACUUCGGGGAUCCCGGGCAUUCCGAGUCAAUAUUUCCAGCCGCCGUCAACGUUUGACCGAAGCGUAGAAAGCAUCUCGUCUCCGUCGGCGAACGGAAGCAGCAAGCAAAGUUCAAUGUCAUCCAUGUCAACAAACUCGAUCACAGAUGCCACUCGACAGGCGCUGCUGUUUAGCCUGUCGAACUCCACAGGCUACGGUCACACAUCUCGUCAGUACUCGCAGUCUUCGGUCCACUCGCCGAUAUCACCUGCUUUUGGUUCGCAGGCAAUUCAAGGUGCAACGAGUCUACCAAGUACACGAGACUUGCAGCGAUAUGUCAGCGCCUACAUCCACUACUUCCAUCCGCACAUGCCGUUCCUGCACAUCCCCACCCUGACUUUUAACACUCCGGUAUUCACGACGAACAUGCGUUCGAGCCACAAUCCCAAGGACGGCGUGGCUGGCGGGGGCGGAUGUCUCAUCCUUGCGAUGGCUGCUAUCGGCGCGUUGUACGAGUUCGAGCACAAUGUUGCAAGGGAACUCUUCGAGGCUUCGAAGCGCAUGAUCAAACUGUAUCUAGACGAGCGUUGCAUUGGAAUGAAGACGAGCAGUACACAGCAACGCACGCCUACCUGGCUUGUCCAGGCCAUGCUCCUCAAUCUCAUCUACGGUCAUCAAUGUGGUGACAAGAUGGCUGCCGAGAGUGCCACAAUACAAUGUGCCGCGCUCGUCGGCCUAGCGAAAACGGCGGAGCUCGACAAGCCCGACCCGGACAUCGCCAUGGACGAAGAGCGAGCCUACAACAUGCGCAACGCGUCCUUUGACACCGACAUGAACGAUGAAGGACUGUCUCCCACUUCUUGGAACAGGGUCAAGCCUUCCGAGUCGAGGGAGGAGUUUGCGGAGUGGUUCAGAUGGAAGUCUCAAGAAGAACGCAAACGCACGCUUUAUUCCGUGUUUGUCCUCUCCAGCCUUCUGGUCACGGCAUACAAUCAGCAACCACGCAUUCUGAAUUCCGAGCUGCACCUCGAUCUGCCAUGUGAAGAAGACCUUUGGGCCGCCGAUUCCGUGCAUGCUUGGCAAGCCUGCGGCGGCCACGAGGGUGCUGAUGCCAGCCGCGUAACGUUCGCAGAUGCGCUCACAUAUCUACUAACGGCUAGUCAAAGACAGCCAUCCGAUCGCAAGCGUUCAAUUGCACAUCAGCCGUUCGGCUCAUCCAUGCCGUUGGAUGACAUUCCAGAGAGCGACCUGAAGCCGAGUACCUUUGGCUGCUAUGUUCUCAUCAAUGCUUUGCACGUUUACAUAUGGGAAACGAGGCAGCGUCACAGCGGACGUCAGUGGAAGCCGCACGAGACUGCGCAGAUGCACGCACAGAUUGAACCUGCACUUCGUGCCUGGCAAGCCGCGUGGAAGGCCAACCCGAACCACAACCUUGACAGACCGAACCCGUACGGACCUCUCCCUGCAGACAGCAUCCCCCUUCUUGAUCUUGCCUAUGUUCGCCUCUUUGUCAAUCUUGGUAGGUCCAAGGAAGCUUUCUGGCAGAGGGAUUUUGAGGCUAUGGCGAAGGAGUUGGGUGAGGGUAGCGAAAUUAUUCAGAACGCGGACCAUUCGCGAGGCGUAUCAACAGAGCCUACCAACUCCAUCAAGCCGGAGUCGAAUGUGGAUUCGCCGCACAACUCCCCGCAGCAUCUCGGAUCGCCUUCGGACGGAGUCGUUGAUGCGUCAGGCGACAUCACUGGUGUCUUGUCAAACAACUCCAGAGUACCGGGCCAGUCGACGAAGAGGGAGCGUCACCUUCGCAAGGCUGCGUUUUACGCAGCCGACUCUCUUGCCAUGGCCGACAAACUAGGCGUCACUUUUGCAGACUUCACCUCCCGCGAGCUGCCGAUCCAGUCUGCCAUGUGCACAUUCGAUUGUGCACAAGUGCUCGCCGAGUGGGUUGCUACGGUCCAAGACCGUGUUGGACGCUUCCUUGGCAUCAUCGGCCGCGACGAUAUCGACUACUCUCAAGUGCCAGCCAUCAUGCUCCUCGAAGAGGAAGACGUCAAGCUUAUUCGCAAGAUCAAUGAGAUCCUAAACCAUGCGGAGGUCAAGAUCGCUUUCGAUGCCGCAUCCCUUGGCACCUCACCUGAGACGAUGCUGGGCUCUCUCGCGUCCGUAAAAGACUGCGGAGAUGCCAGCAAGAUCCUACUGAUGACCAGCUACAUGCUCAACAAAGCUGCCGUCUGGGGGAUCACCAAAGUCAUGUCUCAAGCAAUGCAUGUUCACGCUGAAGUGCUUAAGCGUCGCGCUGAAGCCUCGCUAGAGGCAUGAUCAGCCCUAAAAGCCCAUCCACGAGGUUAUCGUCAAGCCUUCGAGUCUCCAAGGAGCCCAAUCUUGGGUCGGAUCCUGAACAUCCUGUUAUUCAGUCGAAAUCUGCUGUGCAUUCAUCUUCGAAGCAACCCGUCAACGGCCAUCUACAUGUUCGGCUUUCUUUACAAUUUGUCCCUUUGGAGUUUCGUGACUUUGUCUGCCAUAGCUCAAUCCGGAACUCGCUUCGCCAGCACCAAUCAUUACCAUCAAAUGGAUCCGCCGAUCCUCGUCAUCUGCCACACGAUCUUCACUUCGCUUGAGUCAUUACCCGGCAAUAGACGGGGUUGGAAUUGGCUCCUCCCCCCC
Molecule: messenger RNA, 4535 nt
Organism: Verruconis gallopava
Lineage: Eukaryota; Fungi; Ascomycota; Dothideomycetes; Venturiales; Sympoventuriaceae
Exons: 3
Coding region: 744-4190 (1148 amino acids)
Biological process (GO): DNA-templated transcription; regulation of transcription by RNA polymerase II
Cellular component (GO): chromatin
Molecular function (GO): RNA polymerase II cis-regulatory region sequence-specific DNA binding; zinc ion binding; DNA-binding transcription factor activity, RNA polymerase II-specific
Source: RefSeq, a predicted model, not a curated record